Molecule: messenger RNA, 859 nt
Organism: Drosophila eugracilis
Lineage: Eukaryota; Metazoa; Arthropoda; Insecta; Diptera; Drosophilidae
Product: protein PDF
Exons: 1
Coding region: 67-369 (100 amino acids)
Biological process (GO): response to light stimulus
Cellular component (GO): extracellular region
Molecular function (GO): hormone activity
Source: RefSeq, a predicted model, not a curated record
UUCGCUAGUCUCCUGCAGCAGGUGUCCCGUGUUCUGUUCCUGUUCCUAGUCCAGCUCCUCAGGCAAAUGGCUCGCUAUAUGUACAUCGUUGCCCUAAUGCUCCUGGCCAUCUCCUCGCGAUGUGGAUUCACUGGAGCCAUGGCCAUGCCGGAUGAGGAGCGUUAUGUGCGAAAGGAGUACAACCGCGAUUUGCUGGACUGGUUCAACAAUAUGGGACAAUUCACUCCUGGCCAGGUGGCCACUCUCUGCCGGUAUCCCUUGAUCCUGGAGAACUCUUUGGGCCCACCCAUGCCCAUCAGAAAACGGAACUCGGAGCUUAUUAAUUCGCUUCUCAGCUUGCCUAAGAACAUGAACGAUGCCGGAAAGUAAAUUGGGAUAAAAUACGGAUUUGUUGACGGAAAAGAGCGCCUGCACUUUUGAACCACGGAACUUGGACAAGAACCUAUUAUUUAAUGUUAUACUUUUUGAUUUUUGGUGCGCCGAAGGAGAGUGAAAGUCCGCAUGAUCGAGAUAGGGUAGUUAUCAAAAAGAGAGGAAAGACCGUAUGAAUUUCGUUGCUUUAAAAAAUAAAUAUAUAGAAAAUUAUACAACUAGCAAAUCUAAGAAAAUGCGUAUCUUAUUAGCUAUAUUGCGAGAUUAGACGUUCCUGGAAUGUUUUCUAACUUAAUAUGCGAUUUUCAUUCUAUACGUUUUAGCCCGGCUAAUCUUUAAUCUAUCUUAUUUAUAGACACCUUAAUGGUAUUAAAUAUAGUUUAUUAAAUUGGUCAAAGAGCUGUAAAGAUCUAACCAAUAUUAACCAAAGGUGUUCGCCGAGUAGAAUAUGUUCAUUACAAAUAUUAAAAUAAAAAUAUAAUUUUAA